AGUGUCUUCCAGGCCAUCACGAUCAGCCCCAGAAACUCUAGAUGGGCAUAAAUGAAAGUGAAAGCUCCCAAGCACAUUGGCUCCUAUAUUUUCUUGUGUUGGAUCCUGCAAAUGCUGGUAAAUAUCAUUUUUCCUAUGUGUAUGACUGGCAAAUGGAGCAACAGAAACAUCACGACAAAGGAUUUGGGAUACUGUGCUGGGGUAGGUAAUAACAAAAUUACACUUUCACUCCUUGCAACAUUGUUGUCAUUCCCUGAUGUUUUAUGCCUGGGGCUCAUGCUCUGGGCCAGUGGCUCCAUGAUUUUUAUCCUGUACAGGCAUAAGCAGCAGGUCCAACACAUUCAUAGGAAAAAUCUUUCGCACAGUUCACCCGAGGCCAGAGCAACCCGAAGACUCCUUGUCCUUGUAAACACCUUUGUAUCAUUUUACACUCUCUUCUCCAUCUUCCAAGUCUGUAUUGCUCUUUUUAAUAAUCCCAGUUGGUUACUAGUGAACAUCUCUGCAUUGGUUGCUGCAUGUUUCCCAACUGUCAGUCCCUUUCUUCUCACGAGCCAUAACGUCAAUGUAAUACAGGCUCUGCGUUGCCUGUGUAAGGAAUGCAAAAGCUACUGA
Eubalaena glacialis (North Atlantic right whale) is the source of this 612-nucleotide messenger RNA. RefSeq names its product vomeronasal type-1 receptor 4-like. Gene Ontology annotation, cellular component: membrane. Gene Ontology annotation, molecular function: pheromone receptor activity. NCBI's taxonomy places the organism in Eukaryota, Metazoa, Chordata, Mammalia, Artiodactyla, Balaenidae. The record is from RefSeq and is a predicted model, not a curated record. Gene Ontology annotation, biological process: G protein-coupled receptor signaling pathway.